This is a messenger RNA of Pseudopodoces humilis (Tibetan ground-tit), 273 nucleotides long. It is a transcript of the gene C21H17orf67, whose product is annotated as chromosome 21 C17orf67 homolog. The record is from RefSeq and is a predicted model, not a curated record. Lineage: Eukaryota; Metazoa; Chordata; Aves; Passeriformes; Paridae.
AUGAAGAAGUUUCUUGUGUUUGUCUCCUUUUUGGUCCUGCUGACCACUGUUACAGACACUUCACCAAUUUUGUCUGAAAAAGAUGCCAAACAGAUGCUGAGGACUCGUCGUGAAGAGAGACCGAGAAAAGCUGGUUUCCCUGAUGAACCAAUGAGGGAGUAUAUGCUUUACCUCCAGCGCUUGGAGCAGAGAUCUGAAGAACAAUUCCUUGAACACUGGUUGAAUCCUCAUUGCCUCCCACACUGCAACAGGGACCUGGUGCAUCCAAUUUAA